CUCUGGGUUCUCUCCUCCCCUCCGUGACGACCCGGCAAAGAUGGGGGAACUCGGAAAACAAAUUGAAUUUUGAAUUCAGUCGAAAGCACGGAUGAGGGCCAGGCAGAGUUAAUAAAAGUACCAAAUAAAUAAAUAAAACAGAAGAAGAAGAAAGGAAAAAAAGAAGAACCAAACAAAAAGGACAGUGACCAAGCCGGAUGCAAACAGCUGCCCCUGAGCCCGGCCCGCUGGUUCCGUGCGCGGGCAAGGGCUCCACAUCCGAGCCUCCUUAAGAGUAGGAGGAGCUCCCGGGCCUCUGUCAGGCUCCUUAAGCCGUUCCUUUCAAGCCCUGAAUGCCUGAAUGUGAGCUGCCCACCACCCUCCCCGCCCUCCCCCACUCCGCAACCCCACUCCAGCGGCUCGUAAAAAAAAAAAAAAAAAAAGUUUCAACAACAACAGGCGGGACCAAUAGCAUCUCGAAAAGCCGGGAAAGGGGGCCGAGCAAAGGGCGAAAGAGAGUGGAGAAAGGAGAAAGCGGGCAGGCUCGGAGCGCGCGGGGCCGGGGCUCGGCGAGCCGGAGGAGCGUUGCUAAUGUUUUUGUUUGUUUGCUUUUCCAUGCAUGCAUAAUGAGGGGGCACCGCGGCACCACGCGGGGGCUCCCGGCCCAUUUUUGUAUUUAAAGCCUCGCAGCGAGCGAGUCCGCAGCCGGGCUCAGCGGAUCCGCUCCCCGGGCUCCUUGUCACCCGAGAAGCCGCCGCCGAGGGAAGCCCGGGAGCCGCUGCUCUCCCGCCGCGCCGAGUUUCCCGUUUUCACCGUGUCGCCCGGAAAGAGCUCCCCGGAGCCGAGGCCGGGGUCGCCGCGGGCGGAGGGGGAGGGGACGCGGGCAGCCGGGCCGCGGGAAGGCGGGCAGCGCCCGGACGCGAGCCAGGAAGCGGCGCGAUGCGAGAACCCGCGGCGGCGGCGCGGCACUGAGUCCGGGAGGAAGGAGCCGCCGCGGCCGCACAACGGAUCUGCAGGCGCAGAGCAAAAUGCACCCGCGGCGCCGCGCGGUCCCGCAGCCCCGCCGCGGCCCCGCGGCCAGCAACCUCCGAGGGCGGCAGUGAACGCCUCCCGCCACUGCCGGGGGCCGACCGGAGGGGCUCUCCACGGCCGUGCACUUCUAGGAAGCCCCCGCAGCCCAAGCGAGAGCCGACCUUCUGCAAGCAGCGGGGCAACAGCCGGCGGCGCGCAUGGAUUUAUGAAAACCCUCAUGCAAGAAGUUGGCAGGACUGGGGCAAACUUUUCCGCCGGCUCUGCGUCCGCCGCUCCCCGCGCCUCGUCUCCUUUCCGCUCCUCGCCCGGCGGCGGGGCCCGCAGGGGAACCGUGCCGGGCGCCUGGCUGUGCCUGAUGGCGCUGCUGCAGCUGCUGGGCUCGGCGCCGCGGGGCUCGGGGCUGGCGCACGGCCGCCGCCUCAUCUGCUGGCAGGCGCUGCUGCAGUGCCAGGGGGAGCCGGAGUGCAGCUACGCCUACAACCAGUACGCCGAGGCGUGCGCGCCGGUGCUGGCGCAGCGCGGCGGGAGCGACGUGCCGGGGGCCGCCGCCGCUGCUGCCGCCUUCCCGGCCUCGGCCGCCUCCUUCUCUUCGCGCUGGCGCUGCCCGAGCCACUGCAUCUCGGCCCUCAUUCAGCUCAACCACACGCGUCGCGGGCCCGCCUUGGAGGACUGUGACUGUGCGCAGGACGAGAACUGCAAGUCUACCAAGCGCGCCAUUGAGCCGUGCCUGCCCCGGACGAGCGGCGGCGGCGCAGGCGGCCCCGGCGCGGGCGCGGGCGGGGUUUUGGGCUGCACCGAGGCCCGGAGGCGCUGUGACCGCGACAGCCGCUGCAACCUGGCGCUUAGCCGCUACCUGACCUACUGCGGCAAGCUCUUCAACGGGCUGCGCUGCACCGACGAGUGCCGCACGGUCAUCGAGGACAUGCUGGCCAUGCCCAAGGCGGCAUUGCUCAACGACUGCGUGUGCGACGGCCUGGAACGGCCCAUCUGCGAGUCGGUCAAGGAAAACAUGGCCCGCCUGUGCUUCGGCGCCGAACUGGGCAAUGGCCCGGGCAGCAGCGGCUCGGACGGGGGCCUGGACGACUACUACGACGAGGAGUACGACGACGAGCAGCGCACCGGGGGCACGGGCGGCGAGCAGCCGCUGGACGACGAUGACGGGGUCCCGCACCCGCCGCGCCCGGGCGGCGGCGCUGCUGCGGCAGGCGGCCGCGGGGACUUGCCCUACGGGCCCGGGCGCAGGAGCAGCGGCGGCGGCGGCUGCCGCUCGGCACCCCGAAGCGCCUGGACCCUGUUCGCCUCCAUCUUGCUGCUCCCGCUGCUCUUUUAGCCCUCGCGCCCCCCGCCGUCGGCCACGGGAGGGUCGGCGACGGGGCACCUGUGGCUCGGGGACAGAGGGGUGGUCGAGGAUCUUUUUCCAAAACGUUUUCUAGGUGGUUUCUGCCUAGCGGAUCUCUUGCCCUCGACUUGUUGCACGAUCCUCGCCUCCUCUCCGGAGCAGGACUUUUUGGUCAUCCUUCCCUGCCCCCAUUCCAGGCUCCAGAAACUCACCGCAGAAGCCGGCCUAGCUCCAGACCCCUGGGAUGAAACGGGCCUGGCAAGGGGACAGAACCGUUGUCCUGGACUCCGAAGAGAGGAUGAUGACCAGUGGGGCCUUAAGAGUUUCUAGGGACUGGGUUUGGAGCGGGAGUUUUGAAGAAGGAUUUAUAUUUGCAUAGGGACUGUUUAUUAGUAUUUCUCCUGGCGGGGCAGGGGGGGGGGCGGGGGGAGGUUACAGUAUCGACUUUUAUUGUGGCCAGUGAGGACAUUGCAAUCGUAACCGAUUCUCGUUUACUCUUGGUUUCCGCGCCCAGAAUUGUUUUUGCAGGGGGGGGUGGGGCGGGAGGUGAGGGUGGAGGGCAUGAGAAGGGUUAAUUUUCCUGAGUUUGGAUAGUUUUGAGCCCUUGACUUUAAUUUCAUUGCCACCACUCAGAUCUCUUAGCACAUUGCUUAGGAUUAAGGAUCCAAAAAUGCUAUCUAGGGAGUUGCUAGUGGUGUUGAACAAUGCAAGUUUUUAUUUAAAAGAGCUCUGCACUGCCAUUUAUGAAAGCCUCUUUAUGAUGUUUGUUUUGUUGUCAUUUUUGUUCUUUACACCAAGAAAUUGUAUGUACAAAUAUGCAGAGAACAUAUAUUGCCUCUGCUUUUAUCAGGGCGCUCACCCCUGGUACUUAGUAUAUAAAAUGUAUUAAAACUGGGAUUUGUUACCAGUUGCUGUAUUUUGUAUAUAGAAUUUUUAUAAAUUGUAUGCUUCAGAAAUAAUUUAUUUUUAAAAAAGAAAUUAAAAAUUUUAAAUCCACAUCCAUGGUACACCUUUCUUGCCUGAAAUGUAAAGAAUCCAUUUGUCACCAGGGAUCCAGAACCACCAUCAAUUGUGAAGUGUGCUCUAUCUAGAACAGUUUAAAAAUGUACAGUGUAUUUUAUAGAUUUGAAGUUAACAUUCUUAUUUUCAAGAGAAUUUAUGAACAUUGUAGAAAUGUAUAAAUGCAUUUCCAAACUGCCUUAAACAUUGUAUUUUUAUAGACUUUAAAAAAAUCCUAUGUUUUAAGUAACUGUGGCUUUGUGUAUUUUUUGUUGUUGUUGUUAUUUGAUUUUAUUAAAAUGUGUACAUCAGUAAAGAGUUUUAAAUAAUGAA
Messenger RNA from Capra hircus (goat), 3682 nucleotides. RefSeq names its product growth arrest specific 1 (gene GAS1). The record is from RefSeq and is a predicted model, not a curated record. The transcript is spliced from 2 exons. Gene Ontology annotation, biological process: negative regulation of mitotic cell cycle. NCBI's taxonomy places the organism in Eukaryota, Metazoa, Chordata, Mammalia, Artiodactyla, Bovidae. Gene Ontology annotation, cellular component: plasma membrane. Bases 599 to 2341 code for a protein of 580 amino acids.